GGGAGGAGCCAAGAGCGGCCGCCGCCUCUGCCGGAGGAGCCGCGGGGCCGCCACACUCGCCCCCCGCCCCCCCGCGCUCACUCGCACUCACACCCGGGCGCAGGAGGCGGGCGGCCCGGGCCCCACCGGCCCCCCAUGGACGCCCCCAACACGGGGCGCUGAGACCCCGCGUCGCUGCCCAGCCCGGUCCAGCGCGCCACGCCGAGGACUUUUGGACAGGACGAGACUCCGAAACUACUCCCCCAGCCAGGGACCCCCCACGGACCCAGCUUGCCCCCCAGCUCUACCACCUGCCACUCCCUGGCCCCUCUCACCGCCUGCCCCCCUGGGGGUGCAGGGCAUGGUGUGAAAGGCCAAGUGCUGAGGCGGGCACCAUGGGUGCUGUGCCCUAGGGCCUGGGUGGCGGGGGGUGGGUGGCCUGUGGGCGUGUCGGGGGGGCCAGUGUGCCCACCCCAGUCUCUUGGCGUGCUGGAGGGCAUCCUGGAUGGAAUUGAAGUGAAUGGAACAGAAGCCAAGCAAGGUGGAGUGUGGGUCAGACCCAGAGGAGAACAGUGCCAGGUCACCAGAUGGAAAGCGAAAAAGAAAGAACGGCCAAUGUUCCCUGAAAACCAGCAUGUCAGGGUAUAUCCCUAGUUACCUGGACAAAGACGAGCAGUGUGUCGUGUGUGGGGACAAGGCAACCGGUUAUCACUACCGCUGCAUCACUUGUGAGGGCUGCAAGGGCUUCUUUCGCCGCACAAUCCAGAAGAACCUCCAUCCCACCUACUCCUGCAAAUAUGACAGCUGCUGUGUCAUCGACAAGAUUACCCGCAAUCAGUGCCAGCUGUGCCGCUUCAAGAAGUGCAUCGCCGUGGGCAUGGCCAUGGACUUGGUUCUAGAUGACUCGAAGCGGGUGGCCAAGCGCAAACUGAUUGAGCAGAAUCGGGAGCGGCGACGGAAGGAGGAGAUGAUCCGAUCACUGCAGCAGCGACCAGAGCCCACUCCUGAAGAGUGGGAUCUGAUCCAUGUUGCCACGGAGGCCCAUCGCAGCACAAAUGCCCAGGGCAGCCAUUGGAAGCAGAGGCGGAAAUUCCUGCCGGAUGACAUUGGCCAGUCACCCAUCGUCUCCAUGCCGGACGGAGACAAGGUAGACCUAGAGGCCUUCAGUGAGUUUACCAAGAUCAUCACCCCGGCCAUCACCCGUGUGGUGGACUUUGCCAAAAAACUGCCCAUGUUCUCCGAGCUGCCUUGCGAAGACCAGAUCAUCCUCCUGAAGGGGUGCUGCAUGGAGAUCAUGUCCCUGCGGGCAGCUGUCCGCUAUGACCCCGAGAGUGACACCCUGACGCUGAGCGGGGAGAUGGCUGUCAAGCGGGAGCAGCUCAAGAAUGGCGGCCUGGGCGUAGUCUCUGACGCCAUCUUUGAAUUGGGCAAGUCACUCUCUGCCUUUAACCUGGAUGACACGGAAGUGGCUCUGCUGCAGGCUGUGCUGCUAAUGUCAACAGACCGCUCGGGCCUGCUGUGUGUGGACAAGAUCGAGAAGAGUCAGGAGGCGUACCUGCUGGCGUUCGAGCACUACGUCAACCACCGCAAACACAACAUUCCGCACUUCUGGCCCAAGCUGCUGAUGAAGGUGACUGACCUCCGCAUGAUCGGGGCCUGCCACGCCAGCCGCUUCCUCCACAUGAAAGUCGAGUGCCCCACCGAACUCUUCCCCCCUCUCUUCCUCGAGGUCUUUGAGGAUCAGGAAGUCUAAAGCCUCAGGCGGCCAGAGGGUGUGCGGAGCUGGUGGGGAGGAGCCUGGAGAGAAGGGGUGGAGCUGGGGGCUGAGGGAGACCCCCCACACCUCUUCUCUCCUUCUUCUCAUCCUCAGACAGAUUCAGCUCCCACACACACCCCUGCACUGCCCCGUCCCUCCUCAGAACCUCCAGCCCUGGGACAGGGCAAACCAAUGAACUUGCUAUGAAAAGGACAGUGUUGGGGGCUGGGGGACUGUGUCCUCUGAGAAGGUAGGGCAAGGGAGGGAGAGCUAAGAGAGGACAAGCCAUCUUAACCGUAGGGGACAGAGGAAUGUGGGGUGGGGGAAGAUACCCUCAACUCACCCCCUACACACACACAAGAGAGAGCCCCUGCCCAGUUCCUUGGCCUAGGUUCCCCCUCCAGGCUAAGAGCCUCUCUGCUCCCCUAGAUGCCUGAGUGCAAACGAAGGCUUGGCUUGGCUCCUCCUCUGGAAGUUAAAAAUUAUAGUCAUUCUAACUGCACUUUGGAAACCAGGCAAGGGGAGAAGAUAAAUGAAGAAAAACUAGACAGAAAAAGAAAAAAAGAGAGCAAUUGCUAGAGAGAGAGAGAUGAUAUUAAGUUAUUAACUGAGGCUGGCCAGAGGGGAGGACCCCCCACCACCCCCAUGCACUUUGAGAGCUGCCCCUCCUCCCCCCGAAUCAGAGAGAACUGCCCCCCACACCAGGUCCCCAAGGGCAGGGCUGCCGAUCAGAGCUGUGAGUUAACACCACAGGGUCCUGGCCACCCCCUCUUGCCUUGCCCUUCCCUCUGUGCCCCUUUGGCACCCCCACCCCAGUACUCCUCUGCUCUCUGCCACUCGUGCCCGCUGAGUUCCAUCUACCUCUCACGCUGGAUGCCAGCUGGCCCCUCACCAGCCUGCCCUGCUGCCCACACAGCUCCCCUUUCAGGUGCCCAGCCCCAGGGGCCUCUCCCUGUCCCCCCCACUCCGUCCGCACCUUGGCACCCACACAGGAAAAACUGUGGCUCAAGCUCCCGCCCUCUUCACAUCCUGCAGUAUUAGCUACAAUCCAGAUGCUGCUGCACUGGGGGGCGAGGGGGGUGUGCAUGAGCCUCUUCCAGAGCCUCCGCCCCCUUAGGACCCUGUUUCCCAUCUGUCUUCUGGGCUCUCUCUAACCUCUGCCCUCCUCUUUCCUCACUCCCACUCAUUGCACUAACCCAGACUCUGGGUGGGCAGGCACCAGAAUGGGGG
This is a messenger RNA of Equus quagga, 2965 nucleotides long. RefSeq names its product thyroid hormone receptor alpha (gene THRA). The record is from RefSeq and is a predicted model, not a curated record. The transcript is spliced from 9 exons. Gene Ontology annotation, molecular function: nuclear receptor activity; RNA polymerase II cis-regulatory region sequence-specific DNA binding; zinc ion binding. Bases 500 to 1732 code for a protein of 410 amino acids. Gene Ontology annotation, biological process: thyroid hormone receptor signaling pathway; positive regulation of transcription by RNA polymerase II; retinoic acid receptor signaling pathway. NCBI's taxonomy places the organism in Eukaryota, Metazoa, Chordata, Mammalia, Perissodactyla, Equidae.